CCAUGGAUGAAAGAUCCUAAUUAUUUCCAACAUGUUCAUAUUUCAUCACUUGCGUUACUGAAAAUGACAAUCCAUGCUCGUUCUGGCGGUUCAAUUGAAAUUAUGGGUAUGCUUACUGGUAGAAUUGUUAAGAAUGGUAUUGUUGUGAUGGAUGUGUACCCAUUACCAGUGGAAGGAACGGAGACAAGAGUCAAUGCUCAAGCUGAAGGUUAUGAGUUUAUGGUUCAGUAUCUUGAUAGUUUGAAAAAAUCUGGUAGAUAUGAAAACAUUGUUGGUUGGUAUCACUCUCAUCCUGGAUAUGGGUGCUGGCUAUCAGGUAUAGACGUUGCUACUCAGUCUUUGAAUCAACAAUUUCAAGAUCCAUAUUUGGCUAUUGUUGUUGAUCCUGAACGUACGAUGGCAAAUGGUAAAGUUGAAAUUGGUGCAUUUAGAACUUACACUGAUGAAUUUGUCAAGAGUAGUAAAUUAGGUACAGCAAGCAAUCCUGUAACUCAAGACAUCCCAAGUGAGAAGAUUCAAGAUUUUGGGCUACAUUCAUCAAAAUAUUAUUCCUUAUCAGUGGAAAUAUUUAGAGGUCAUAUGGAUCAUUUGAUUUUGAAAAACUUGUGGAACAAAUUUUGGAUAAGCAACCUA
This is a messenger RNA of Hansenula anomala, 633 nucleotides long. It is a transcript of the gene RRI1, whose product is annotated as COP9 signalosome catalytic subunit RRI1. Gene Ontology annotation, biological process: protein deneddylation. Gene Ontology annotation, cellular component: COP9 signalosome; cytoplasm. The transcript is spliced from 2 exons. The annotation marks the transcript as partial. Gene Ontology annotation, molecular function: metallopeptidase activity; deNEDDylase activity; protein binding. The record is from RefSeq and is a predicted model, not a curated record. NCBI's taxonomy places the organism in Eukaryota, Fungi, Ascomycota, Saccharomycetes, Phaffomycetales, Wickerhamomycetaceae.